GCUUGUCUGCUCUGCGAGACAAGCGAUUUGCCAUAAAGUGCCCAUGCGGCCGAAAUAUCUCUUUGGGAAUUGCAUUAGGCUACUUACUGUACACUAGGGGCGGAUUUUGACCUCGCAACUCUCAAAACAUCACUAAUCAGCGGAUGACAUUCAGGCAUAGACCGCUGCUGGAUUUAUUUCCCGAAAUUAAUUCCGCUAUUGAACCGAAAACGUAAAAACAGCAAGAAAAUUGUCUGGCUAGAAUAAGACUAGAGCUUAAAAGUAUUCUGGUAUGACGGUUAAAAUGCGGGUUGGCAUUGAAUCACUGCACUAGCGUAGCAAUUUAUUGUAGCUAUGCAGGCCUUAAUACUGCAUUUGCCCACAGAUUCCAUCCACCAGUACUGCAUGACAUUAUCCACGAGCGUGUCUGUGUAGUCUAUUGCAGUCAUUUUUGUUUAUAGGAUUUUUACGGGACAAAACUUGUGGGACUCUAAUGUUGACAACUAAGCUGCUUUGGGAGAUCUAUUAUAUCGGCCAAAUAUUAUCGACGCGAUACGACUUGGUCCCAUUGUCAUUCAAUGUACAAUAGUGCUAUUCCAAAGCUUCCCUAUGGAUGAGCCUGGGAAUGACUUCAAUGGAUCUCUUUGGAAGUGCGAGGCAGGGAUGUAAUGGAUUGGUCCCAUGGCCUGCCAGCUCCCUCUUCCCAGUAUGUCCAGCUGUGGCAAAUCUCCCCCACUCUCCGGAGAAGGGGCAGGCUCUAACUCUCUGGCAUGGGUCAAACUCUUCAAAAAGCCUGGAGGUGUUGGUGGUGGUGGGGGUCUGGGGAAGUCCUAUCAGCCUGGGAGCAUGUUGUCUCUGGCUCUCACCAAAGGCCUGCUGAACGAACCAGGCCAGAAUAGCUGCUUCCUCAACAGUGCCGUACAGGUGCUAUGGCAGUUGGACAUUUUCAGGAGGAGUUUGAGACAGCUUCCUGGUCAUUUUUGUCUAGGGGAUGCCUGCAUUUUCUGCGCUUUAAAGAGUAUUUUCAGCCAGUUCCAGGAGAGCCGAGAGCGAGCGUUGCCUUCAGAUAGCCUGCGCCACGCCCUUGCCGAAACCUUUAAGGACGAGCAACGCUUCCAACUAGGCCACAUGGACGACGCUGCAGAGUGCUUUGAGAACAUUCUGGAGAGAAUUCACCUGCACAUAGUUUCUGACACAGCGACUGAGGCCUGCACAUCCAAGUCCUGCAUUACCCACCAGAAGUUUGCCAUGACACUUUAUGAACAGUUUGUAUGUCGUAGUUGUGGCGCCUCCUCGGACCCCCUUCCUUUCACAGAGCUUGUGCAUUAUGUCUCCACCACAGCCCUAUGCCAACAGGUGGGCCACGUGCUGGGGAAGAACGACAGGCUUCGGUCGGACAUGUUUGGGGAAUUGCUGCAGGCGGCAAACACCAUCGGUGACCUACGGAACUGUCCGAGCAACUGUGGCCAGAGCAUCAAGAUCCGUCGGGUUCUCCUGAACUGCCCAGAGAUCGUCACCAUUGGCUUUGUGUGGGACGCAGAGCAGUCUGACCUUACAGAGGAUGUGGUGAGGUCACUGGGUCCACAUCUCAACCUCUCGGGGCUGUUCAACCGGGUCACUGAUGAGAAUGCCAAAAGGAGUGAGUUACGUCUCGUGGGAAUGAUUUGUUUCUCCAGCAAACAUUACUCUGCGUUCGCUUAUCACACCAAGUCCUCAAAAUGGGUCUUCUUUGAUGACGCCACCGUGAAAGAGAUCGGAUCCAAGUGGAAAGACGUGGCCUCUAAAUGCAUCCGGGGACAUUUCCAGCCACUGCUCCUGUUCUACACUAACCUGGAGGGGACCCCAGUCUCCAGCGAGGACGCGCCCAGACAAACAACCAUGUGUCCCCGCUUUAAAGCCAACGUCAACGGGGAAGUGCCAGCAGGGAUGAAGAAGCUGGAUGCCGUCCGGGAGAAAGCAGGCCCACUCCGCUCCAACCAGGGGCCCUAUAAGCAGAUGCUAGCUCCACCCUCCACCUCAGGCUACAAAAGAGUGAAAGGCCCACCUGCUAGUCCCAACACAUUCCGGGAUCCUUCCAAGGAGACUUCCCAGAGGGUUGUAGAAGGGAUAAAGAAAGAGGCCGAAAGAGGGCAUCGAAAACUAGAUCCACACAAAGAUAUGGCCUAUGCCAGAUCCCCUUCUGAGGGCGGGCUGAGGCAGCACGCCGACCAGAGGUUGCGAGGCGGGAGUGGCACCCGGGCUGACAAGUUGUCAUCCUCCCACCAGAACAGAGCUUCCCAGGACCCACGCUCUCAAUCCAGUGCCCCUGGCGGACACAGUUGGAGACAGGAAACCUCCCCUGGUCGCCAAGAACAGGAUGGCAGCCAGGAUGCGUGGGAGAAGGGUGGCGGGUCGGGAGCGGGCCGCAACAAAGCCAAGCCCUCCUGGAGGCCCAUCCGGGAAGUUCUGAACGUGGACAGCGUCUUGAAUGACCUUGAACGACGGCAACAACAGCAGCAGCACGGCGGCGGUGGUAGCCCCCGGCUCUCUAAACCCUCCUGUCAGGAGAGGCCGCACGGCAGUGAACGGGACAACCGGGACUGGGAAAAAGAGCGGGAAAGGGAUAAAGAGCGGGAACGGGAGCGUCUCAGGAUAAGGGAAGAGCGCAAGCAGCAGAAGUGCUUGAUGACGAUUUACGAGGACGAGCAGCGGCAGGAGACAGAGAGCCACAGCUCCCUCGAAUCGGAGGGCAGGGCAAGUGGGCACGGAGACCGGGGCGGUGGAGGGGGGUGGGAGCAAUGGCGGGGGGGAGGGCCAAGGGCGGGCCCAAAGCCCUGUUGCGCAGCGACACCUGGACCAUCCAGAGGACUGAGUCGGGAUACGAGAGCAGCGACCGGCUGAGCAGUGGCUCCACCAACCCUGACUCGCCCGGGGUAGACAGCUUUGCCGGGAAGGAGCAGCGGUUGACACCAGAGGUGCAGUCUCAGAGCAGGGGUCAACUUCACCCAAACAGAUGUGAUUCAAAACCUGAUGCGGUACACUCCCCUUUGCAUCAAGGCAAACAUCAACUGACAACUCAGGGAAAGAACUGCGACCAUCAAGUUUCACAUCUCCUGAAAAGUAGUCCAAGUUCAAG
Salmo salar (Atlantic salmon) is the source of this 3094-nucleotide messenger RNA. It is a transcript of the gene usp53b, whose product is annotated as ubiquitin specific peptidase 53b. Gene Ontology annotation, biological process: sensory perception of sound; response to auditory stimulus; protein deubiquitination. NCBI's taxonomy places the organism in Eukaryota, Metazoa, Chordata, Actinopteri, Salmoniformes, Salmonidae. Gene Ontology annotation, molecular function: cysteine-type deubiquitinase activity. The record is from RefSeq and is a predicted model, not a curated record. Gene Ontology annotation, cellular component: cell-cell junction.